Staurois parvus is the source of this 1470-nucleotide messenger RNA. NCBI's taxonomy places the organism in Eukaryota, Metazoa, Chordata, Amphibia, Anura, Ranidae. The record is from the annotation of a GenBank genome assembly.
AUGACUCAGGGGAAGAAAAAGAAGAGGGUGAACCGCAGUGUACUCCUUGCCAAAAAAAUCAUCAUUAAAGAUGGUGGCACGCCUCAGGGGUUUGGUUCUCCCAGCGUGUAUCAUGCUGUCAUUGUGAUCUUCCUCGAGUUCUUUGCCUGGGGCUUGCUUACUGCUCCGACAUUGGUGGUUUUGCAUGAGACAUUUCCUAAGCAUACCUUCCUUAUGAAUGGGCUUAUCCAGGGAGUAAAGGGUUUAUUGUCAUUCCUUAGUGCCCCUUUGAUAGGAGCAUUGUCUGAUGUCUGGGGAAGAAAAUCCUUCUUGCUGCUAACCGUGUUCUUCACAUGUGCUCCUAUUCCACUCAUGAAGAUCAGCCCAUGGUGGUACUUUGCUGUUAUAUCUGUAUCAGGAGUGUUUGCGGUCACCUUCUCUGUGGUGUUUGCUUAUGUGGCUGAUAUAACACAGGAACAUGAAAGGAGCAUGGCGUAUGGACUGGUGUCUGCCACAUUUGCAGCUAGUCUUGUCACUAGUCCAGCCAUUGGAGCUUACCUCAGUCAUGCAUAUGGAGACUCCCUUGUGGUGCUACUAGCAACAGCAAUAGCGUUGCUUGACAUCUGUUUCAUCUUGGUGGCUGUUCCAGAGUCACUUCCAGAGAAAAUGAGGCCUGCAUCAUGGGGAGCCCCAAUUUCAUGGGAGCAAGCCGACCCUUUUGCAUCUCUGAAGAAGGUUGGCCAGGAUUCCAUUGUGUUGCUUAUCUGUAUCACAGUGUUCCUCUCCUACCUCCCUGAGGCUGGACAGUAUUCCAGCUUUUUUCUGUACCUCAGACAGAUAAUGAAAUUUUCCUCUGAAAGUGUGGCUGCAUUCAUAGCAGUGCUGGGAAUACUGUCCAUCGUUGCUCAGACCAUUGUCUUGAGUUUUCUCAUGAGGUCAAUUGGAAACAAAAAUACAAUUCUCCUGGGUCUGGGAUUCCAGAUAUUGCAGUUGGCCUGGUAUGGUUUUGGAUCAGAACCUUGGAUGAUGUGGGCUGCUGGUGCUGUGGCAGCCAUGUCCAGUAUUACAUUCCCUGCAGUGAGUGCUCUGGUAUCUCGGACUGCAGAUGCUGACCAACAAGGUGUUGUGCAAGGGAUGAUCACAGGAAUUCGAGGGCUGUGCAACGGCCUUGGACCUGCAUUAUACGGUUUUAUAUUUUACAUCUUUCAUGUGGAGUUGGAUGAAAAUCCUAUUAAAGAGGAUAGCCCAGGACAAGACAAAGUGACCUCUUCACAUUUACAACAGAAUUCAAUCAUCCCUGGGCCUCCUUUCCUGUUUGGAGCCUGCUCUGUGCUGCUAGCUUUGCUUGUAGCUUUGUUUAUCCCAGAACACACCAACCUGAACAUUCGCAGCGGCAACUGGAAAAAGCAUGGAGCAGGGCACAGCCACCCCCACAGUCCGCCGGCACCUGGUGAAGGCAAGGAGCCUCUCUUACAGGACACAAAUGUAUGA